CAUAGUUAAAUCCAUAUGUACAUAUGUACACACAUUUACCCAGUGAAACACCAGUUAUUGAAUAUAACACCGUGUAUUGGUUAAUAGAUAAUUCUGCGAAAGACAAUUAAGAAAUAAACUCAAGAGUUACCCAAAAUGACUGACUCAAUGAAAUUCGGACCAGAAUGGUUGCGCAAUAUGUCUGCGGAGCCCUCAACCGUUGGCAGUAAUAAUGUGUCUGGCCCUGCUGCUGCUGCUGGCGGGUUAAACAGUGCUCUGUCCAUACACAGCCUCGUUGGUGGCGGCAGCGGUGGCGGAGGAGUCAAUAUGCUGGCCGGUCAAGGCCAUACAGCUGCCUCUCGUAAUAUGUUUCCGGAGUACCGUUACGGGCGCGAGGAGAUGUUAUCAUUAUUUGAUCGGAAUUGCAUGCUGCCCCAGAUUCUGCCCUCGUUCAAAAAGCUGUUUGUUGAAAAAGUCCAGUACCCUCUUGCUCUAACCCCGAGCUCAGAGGAGGAGAUAAACAGCCAAAGUCCGCUUGGCAGCAACUCGCGUCCAGCCUGGUUGCAGCGCUCGCCGGGUGGGUUUGGCAUACCAUCGCGCGGUUCCGGCCGGGGUGGAACCGUUGAUCGUGGCCGAAUGCGUGGUAAAUCGGUUUAUCAUUCAAUAUACCAAAGACCAAGCGCCAUAUAUGAUGACAGUCUUUCGGCUAUAUCGAUGAAGCCGGACCGAAAUUGGAGCGAGCGGAAUGGCACCGGAGACUCUGCAGCUGUUGGUGCACCUCCUGGCAGCGGCAGCGGCGGGUUGGACUGGAACGGUACACCGAGUUCUAGCCCGCGAAAGGAUUUUUCAAACCACAAUCGCAAUAUGGAGAACUGGCGCAGAAACCGCAACGAAGAUGGCUCCGGAGACGGCCCCAGUACAGGUAGUUCAGUUGGCGCGGAAGCGGCAGGUUGGCGCAGCGGCGGCACCCAUCGAUGGGGGCGGUCGACCAGCUGGCGCGACGAGGAGCCUUUACAGGGUGGGAGCAUUGAUGGCACUAAUUUCGGGGUCAAUACAGCCGGCAAUAUACAAAGGUCGAUUUCAUUAAUAGGAACUAUAGCCACUGAGCGGUCGAGCGUUAAAUCGCAGCAAGGGUCAUCAGUUGGUGGGAACUCAAAUCGGCAGAUGAGCUCAAAAUCGAAUCAAUCGUGGCCUGGAAACAGCGGUGCCAGCGGUGCUGACGGCGAGGAUAAUUUGCCGGAAUGGGCUAUGGAGAACCCAUCCGAAGUGGGCGGCACUUUUGAUUCAAGUGGCGCUUUUCAUGGGGAAGUCGCAACGGAUUGUGAGCAACUAAAAAAUAAUAAUCGAACUCCACAAAAGCAGGAGGAUGCAACCGGUUUAAGUAGCUUUUCAGCAAUAAAAGAAAAAGUUGCAUUGCCAAAUACCAACUCGAUAAAAACUGUCCAAACUGAACAGCCAAAUGCUGCGAAUAUCAAAUCGAAGUCAAUAACAAAGCCCACAAGCUUAGAGACCAUUACAAACAGCACUCUUACCGACACAAACAGUACCGAAACUAUAAUUAUCACUAACAGCAACAAUAAUUUGAAAGCGCAAGAAAUUGAUGUAAAGUCAGAAACAGCUGAAUCAACGCCCACGCACAAAGCUGAGAAAGCUGGCCAUAGCGACAUUUCAAAACGCUUCAAAGAGGUGGCCGAUGAAGUUGAGAAACUGAUAAUGGAUGAUGAUGUUGGCGAUGCUUCUGAUACCCAAGUGGAUGCAAUUAACAGAGAUUUGACCAGCUCAACAAGUAUUGCUGGCGGUAAUGGCAACAGCAGAUACGGCAUACCCGGCCUGCCGAGCGCUGUGGUGGAUCCAGGCCAGUUGCAGAACCAACUCGUUGGCCAACUCCCGGAGGCGGCAGCGAGUGGAAUACUCGGUGGUGAAUUGUCGCAUAAGCCGCUGCCCUUCACUGAUCAAUUGGCAAUGCAGCAGCAGCAGCAGCAUCAUCAUCAUCAUCAUCAUCAUCAGCAUCAUCAGCAGCAGCAGCAGCAUCAUUUACAGCAACAUCAGCAGCAUUUAUCUGUGCUGCCGCCCCAUGUGAUGAGUGCUAACCCGAACGACCUGUGGUUUUACCGGGAUCCACAGUCGAAUGUCCAGGGACCGUUUAGUGCCAUGGAGAUGACUGAAUGGUAUCGGGCCGGUUACUUUAAUGAGAAUCUUUUUGUGCGCCGAUAUUCCGACAGUCGCUUCAGACCGCUAGGCGAGCUCAUAAAGCUCUGUCAUGGCAACAUGCCGUUUACACACAACCAUCUCCUUCCUACGCCCAUCGAUUUGGAUAAUCUACAAAUUACUCUGACCCCGCGUAAGCCCUCGGCACUUACUUUACCGCUUUCAUUAAAUGAACAGCAGCAUCAUCUUCAUCAACAUCCUGGCGUUAGCAUCGACGAGCAAUUAAAAGCGAAUGUAACGGCGGCUGCGGAUUCGCUGAGUGCUGCUGUAAAGGGUCAUAUGAGUGCACAUAGUGUGGACACAUCCCACAUGCUCACCAUGCGCUUUCAAAUGCUACAAGAUCAGUAUUUGCAACACCAAGAGUAUCAGAUACUUUCAGAGCUUUCCAAAAGCGAUUGCUUUCAGCGCAUGGAUGCUGCCCAACGCGAAGCCGUUGUGCGUAGCAAGGUGCAGAUGUUAGUUUUGCCGGAGUAUUUGAGCAGUUUCAGUGGCUUAAGCAACUCCCUGGCUGCUUUAAAUCCGAUAGCCGGAAGUCAAUUGUAUGAUGCAAUUGCACAGCAAGCAAAGAAGGAUCAACAGCAGCAACAUCUGUUUCCUGGCAGCGGUGAUCAGCGCCCGGAUGGCAACUUUUUGGAUGCCAAUGAUUUUAUAAUAAAUGCCCAAUUAAUGCAUCAGCAAACCCAGGGGCAACAAAACCCACAGCCGGUUCAUCCAGAGCAAAUGCAGCAUCAAUUUGUGUCUGACCUGGACACAAACAAAAUAAGUGAACUGCAUGGCAACGAUCUGGAUUUACUAAACGAAUACAACUUGCGAAUGUUGCUACGCGGGACGUCGGCAGCUGCCACCAAUCAACAGCAGCAGCAGCAACAGCCAGCUGCUCUUAUUAAGCCAAGUUCGGCUGUGGACUUCAUGACCGAGUCGCAACUAUUAGCUGCCCAAAACCUUAUAAUGCCGAUGUGGCCUCAAAACGUGACACAACAACAGCAGCCAAUCCAGCCGUGGCCCGCCAUCCCCAACGCUAAAGUCACCUUGUGGGACGUUGCUACAUUGGAGGAGGAGCAGAGCCAGCAGUUGUUGCUGCAGCAACAACAGCAGCAAAAACAUCUUUCAAGACCAGACAGCAGCAACACGAACAGCGCGAUCAAUUUAGAUUACGAUGCAGCACUAAAGCAGGGCCAUGAAAACCAGUGCAAGCCUGAGGGGGAAGGGGCAUCUAAUCUAAUGCAAGUCGAACAGCAGGCGCCGACUCAAGACCAGCAGCCCUCAACUGCGGACAUCGCCCCACAUCGCAAGGAUCAACAAAUAGGUCUAGCAAUUGGUAAGCAAGACGUCAACAAACAGCCUCAGCCUCAGCAGCAGCAGCAGGUGCAACCUCUGCCGCCAAGUCAGAAGCAACAACAGCAACAGCAGCAGGGAAAGCAGUUGGAACUGAAACUUAGCGAUGAGGAGCGCCGCAGGGAGCAGACGGAGGAAAAGAGGCGUAUAAAGGAGGAGCGCAAGCGCCAGCAACAAGAGGAGGAGAAAAGACGCGCGAUGCUAGCUGAAGAGGAAAAGAAUCGGCAGCAACAAGAGGAAAAGGAGCGCCAGCAGCAAAUACAAGCUCAACGCCGCAAGGCUUUGCUUGGCAAUGCGCAAGCCGCGACUAGUGCAUCGGCUUUAACUGCAGCUGGGACAGGCAAUAAGGCAAGCGGCGGUAAGAUAGAGCAGCAGGCAAAUCGUUCUCAUGGUACUUCUAUUGCCCCAUGGUCCUUACAAGCGCCAACCGCAAAUAGCGCUGCUCCAGGACUGGCCGAGAUCCAGAAAGCCGAGCGGCGCGAACGGCGUGCCGAUCAGCAGCGGCAACAAGAGCAGCUGGAUAAGCAAAUGCGGGCUACGGCAGCGGCAGCAGCCGAGGCAAAUGAUGCGCUCCUCAAAUGGCAGUCGUCAUCGGCUCCAGCGCCCGUUAUGAAUUUGGUCGACAUACAGGCCGAGGAGGCUAAGCGCUUGGCUAAUGAGCUGCUGGAGCAGCAGCGCCGGCGGGAGCAUGAGCAGCAUCAGCAAGUUGCGCUUGCCACCAAUCUGUCUGUGUCGGGUGGCCUAUCCAACAUCUGGGGCAAUACCAAUAAGGCGUGGAGCGGACCUGUUAGCAACGCUAACCAAACUGCACCCAACCCCGGGUUGUGGGAUGAUCAAACGCCCGCACCGGCUCCUCCCAAAUAUGUACCCCUGGGCGCUACAACUGCCGCUUCUGUGCUCGCCGCCGGCUUGUCGGCGACCAGCAAGCAGCAAUCUCACACGCAGGCCAAGUCAGUCGGCAUAUUGCCGUCGCCGCGCAACUUGCGUAAGAGCCAAACAUUGCCGACUAUGCAAAAUGUAUUAUCAAAAACUGCCAGAGCUGCCAGUGGUCAGAGCUCACAGCAACAGCAGCAGGAGAAAAACAAUAAAGUGGCCCUAACUAAGGCGACUACUAAGGUCUCGGGUAGCGAGGACAAAAAGUCCAACGCCAAGGCUCAGGCACAGAGCAGCAGCAGCGACGCCUCAAGCAGCAAAGUCAACGAGUAUGAGAAUGAGUUUACCACAUGGUGCAUGAAGAGCCUGGACAACAUGUCGGCCAAGGUGGAUGUACCAACGUUUGUGGCCUUUCUGCAGGACCUGGAAGCUCCCUACGAAGUGAAGGAUUAUGUACGCAUAUACCUUGGCGAGGGUAAAGAGUCGACGGAUUUUGCCAAGCAAUUUUUGGAGCGACGUAGUAAAUACAAAAGCCUGCAGCGUGCGCAAAAUGCGCACAAUGAUGAUAUGUGUAAGCCGGCGCCAGCUAUAACACCAUCGUGUAAUGAUAAUGGAGAUAAUAAGAAUAAGCAGAAGAAAAUCAAGAAAAAUAAGAUGACUAAAAUGGAUGCACGUAUUCUUGGCUUCUCGGUAACCGCCGCUGAGGGUCGUAUCAAUGUUGGAGGUCGCGACUAUGUCGAUGGACCAUAACCUUGAGAACAGCUGUUAACAAUUAAAGGAACGACAAAAGUUGUUAGAUAUAGGAUUGAAAUUGAAUUUGAAUUGAAAAACAGGUCACAACUGGAUGUGGUAAUAAAUCUGUUAUAAAUAAAUGCGUAUGAAAAG
Molecule: messenger RNA, 5280 nt
Organism: Drosophila virilis
Lineage: Eukaryota; Metazoa; Arthropoda; Insecta; Diptera; Drosophilidae
Gene: Gyf
Product: GIGYF family protein Gyf
Cellular component (GO): cytosol
Molecular function (GO): protein binding
Source: RefSeq, a predicted model, not a curated record